This is a messenger RNA of Arachis duranensis, 1682 nucleotides long. Its product is annotated as cyanogenic beta-glucosidase. Gene Ontology annotation, biological process: carbohydrate metabolic process. Lineage: Eukaryota; Viridiplantae; Streptophyta; Magnoliopsida; Fabales; Fabaceae. The transcript has 13 exons. The record is from RefSeq and is a predicted model, not a curated record. Gene Ontology annotation, molecular function: beta-glucosidase activity. The coding region runs from base 7 to 1578 and encodes 523 amino acids.
GUCACUAUGGCAUUCUUCUGCGUUCAUCAUUUCCUAUGUGUUACACUGCUUCUUACUUCAACGGCCAUUCAAGCUGCAGCCAUAUUCAACGCCGAUAUUACUACUCAGUUUGAAUAUCUCAACCGUUCAGCUUUCCCACACGGUUUCAUUUUUGGGACGGCAUCUUCUUCUUACCAGGUGGAAGGUGCAGCAAAUGAAGGUGGCAGAGAACCAAGUAUAUGGGAUACUUUCACUCAUAAAUAUCCAGGUAAGAUAUAUGACGGAAGUAACGGAGAUGUAGCCGUUGAUGAAUAUCAUCAUUAUAAGGAAGAUGUUGAGGCCAUGAAGGAUAUGAACAUGGAUGCUUAUAGAUUCUCAAUCUCUUGGUCCAGAAUACUACCAAAGGGAAGACUUAGUGGAGGUGUGAACAAGGAAGGAAUAAAUUAUUAUAAUAACCUCAUCAAUGAGCUGCUAGCCAAAGAUAUUCAACCUUUUGUCACAAUUUUUCAUUGGGACCUUCCUCAGGCCUUAGAAGAUGAAUAUGGUGGCUUUUUAAGCCCUAAGAUAGUGAAUGAUUUUCAGGACUAUGCUGAGGUUUGCUUUAAGGAGUUUGGUGAUAGAGUGAAGCACUGGAUUACAUUCAAUGAGCCAUGGUCCUACAGCAAUCAUGGCUACGCAAAAGGAAGUUAUGCGCCAGGAAGAUGUUCGGCCUGGCAGAACCUUAGCUGCACCGGUGGAGAUUCAGGCACUGAACCCUAUAUUGUGACACACCAUCAGUUACUAGCUCAUGCAGUUGCUGUAAACGUCUACAAGACUAAGUAUCAGGCAUCUCAGAAGGGCUUGAUAGGCAUAGCGCUGAAUUGUUACUGGAUGGUGCCAUUACAUGAUACAGAAUUGGAUAAACUUGCUGCACAGAGAGCCCUUGAUUUCAUGCUUGGAUGGUUUAUGGAGCCAAUGACAAAAGGAGACUACCCAAGCUCCAUGCGGUCUCUGGUGGGAAGUAGGUUGCCAAAGUUCUCUUCAUAUCAAUCAUGGCUUUUAAGAGGGUCCUUUGAUUUUAUUGGAUUAAACUACUACACCUCGUACUAUGCUGCUGAUGCACCAGAACUAAGUAAAGCGAAGCCUAGUUUUCUCACGGAUUCUCUAAUUGCUCUUACAAAUGAGUAUAAUGGAAUACCUAUUGGUCCAAAGGGUGCUUCAGAUUGGUUGUCUGUUUAUCCAGAAGGAAUUCGCAACCUUUUGUUCUAUUUCAAAUCAAAUUAUAAUAACCCUUUGAUCUACAUCACUGAAAAUGGUAUAGAUGAACUCAAUGAUCCAACACUACCACUUGAGGAAGCCCUUGCAGACAAAACAAGAAUUGAUUACUAUUCUAUUCAUCUACAAUAUAUUCAAACUGCAAUCAAGGGUGGCGUGAAUGUAAAAGGAUAUUUUGCAUGGUCAUUGAUUGACAACUUUGAAUGGGAUCAUGGCUACACUGUGAGAUUUGGAAUCUACUUUGUAGAUUACGAAAAUGGUCUGAAAAGACAUCCAAAAAAGUCGGCUAUUUGGUUUAAGAAUUUACUACAACGUGAAGUACCUACAUAUAGUGAUUUGCGCUAAGAAUUUGAACAAUUCAUUUAUAAUGUGUGUCUUACAUAAGUAUCAAGUAUGUUUCCUGUGAGAAAUAUGGUUCAAUGGUUAUCAUGCUUAUUCUCUUCACUAAA